This is a messenger RNA of Hemicordylus capensis (graceful crag lizard), 1881 nucleotides long. It is a transcript of the gene NAE1, whose product is annotated as NEDD8 activating enzyme E1 subunit 1. The coding region runs from base 128 to 1744 and encodes 538 amino acids. Gene Ontology annotation, biological process: ubiquitin-dependent protein catabolic process; DNA damage response; protein ubiquitination. Lineage: Eukaryota; Metazoa; Chordata; Lepidosauria; Squamata; Cordylidae. The transcript has 20 exons. Gene Ontology annotation, cellular component: nucleus; cytoplasm. Gene Ontology annotation, molecular function: NEDD8 activating enzyme activity; ubiquitin activating enzyme activity. The record is from RefSeq and is a predicted model, not a curated record.
CUCGGCCGGCUGCGCAGGCGCGUACGGUGCCGGCGCCGUGCUCGGGCGCCCUCUUCAGGUUGGCUUGAGGCAGCGCAGAGGAAGAUCAGCCCCGGCCCGAGCGGACCCGGAGGAGAGCUGAGGCAUCAUGGCGACGGUGCCGCAGCAGGGCAGAGUGAGCCUGAAGGAGCAGCGCUAUGACCGGCAGCUCAGGCUAUGGGGUGACCAUGGACAAGAAACUUUAGAAGCUGCUCACGUUUGUGUGAUAAAUGCAACUGCCACCGGAACAGAGAUCCUGAAAAACUUAGUCCUGCCAGGUGUUGGAUCGUUUACAAUUGUAGAUGGGAAUCAAGUCACCGGUGAAGAUGUUGGUAAUAAUUUUUUCUUGCAAAGAAGCAAUAUUGGCCAGAAUCGAGCCCAGUGCACAACUGAACUCUUGCAGGAAUUGAACAGUGAUGUUUCGGGGAAUUUUGUGGAAGAGAAUCCAGAUAAGCUUCUAGACAAUGAUCCCUCCUUUUUCUGUCGGUUUAACAUAGUGGUUGCAACCCAGCUUCCAGAAAGUACACUAAUCCGGCUAGCUGAGGUUCUCUGGAACUACAGCAUCCCACUCCUAGUUUGUCGGACUUAUGGUUUAGUAGGAUACAUGAGAAUCGUUAUUAAAGAACACUCAGUUGUAGAAUCUCACCCGGAUAACGCAUUGGAUGAUUUGAGGCUGGACAACCCAUUUCCAGAACUGAGGGAGCAUGUUCAGACUUACGACUUGGAUCAUAUGGAGAAAAAGGACCACAGCCACAUUCCAUGGAUUGUGAUUGUCGCCAAGUAUCUAGAAAAAUGGCAUAAUGAGAACGGUGGUCAGAUGCCGAAGAACUACAAAGAAAAGGAAGCUCUCCGAGAGAUGAUUAGGCAAGGAAUCUUAAAGAAUGAAAAUGGAGGCCUAGAAGAUGAAGAAAACUUUGAAGAAGCUAUUAAAAACGUGAACACCGCAGUAUCUGCUACUAAGAUACCAGGUUGUAUUGAAGACAUCUUCAUUGAUGAUCGUUGCAUCAAUCUCUCGCAGCAGACACCACCUUUCUGGAUUUUGGCCCGAGCUGUAAAGGAAUUUGUGGCAAAAGAGGGUCAAGGCAAUUUACCUGUCAGAGGCACAAUUCCAGAUAUGAUAGCAGAUUCUGGUAAAUUUAUCAAAUUGCAAAAUGUAUAUCGAGACAAAGCAAAGAAAGAUGCUGAAGCUGUUGGCAACUAUGCUGCCAAGUUGUUACAGUCACUAGGCAAGGCACCAGAAUCCAUUUCUCAGAAAGAGUUAAAACUGCUAUGCAGUAAUUCAGCAUUUCUUCGAGUGGUGCGGUGUAGAUCACUUUCCGAAGAGUAUGAUAUGAAUACUUCAAACAAAGAUGAAAUAAUUUCGCAUAUGGACAAUCCAGAUAGUGAGAUGGUGUUGUAUUUAAUGUUACGGGCUGUGGACAGAUUUUUUAAACACCAUGGUAGAUACCCAGGUGUUUAUAAUUACCAAGUGGAGGAUGAUAUUGGGAAACUGAAAUCUUGCCUCAAUAGUUUUCUUCAGGAAUAUGGAUUACCUGUAACAGUGAAGGAUGAUUAUGUCCAUGAAUUUUGCCGCUAUGGAGCUGCUGAGCCACACACCAUGGCUGCAUUUUUGGGAGGAGCUGCUGCUCAGGAAGUUGUGAAGAUCAUUACAAAACAAUUCGUCAUUUUUAACAACACCUACAUUUACAAUGGCAUGUCACAGACCUCAGCAACUUUUAAACUGUAGGCUCACCACAGUUCAUUGUCUGAAGCUAUAAUUGCUUUUGGUUUGCAUUUUGUUCCGUAAAACACUGCUGGUUGAGCUUUUGCUGCCAACUGUCCUUGUAUUUUGUUUUUUGUCAUUAAAAGCUCAUUUAAAUUGUG